Messenger RNA from Strongylus vulgaris, 419 nucleotides. The record is from the annotation of a GenBank genome assembly. NCBI's taxonomy places the organism in Eukaryota, Metazoa, Nematoda, Chromadorea, Rhabditida, Strongylidae.
AUGGCAAAGAUGCGUAUUGAUUCAGAAGGACGUUGGGAGUUUAUUCUACACAAUGGAAUGGAAGACGGAAAUGGCGGAACUACCUCAAACCUAAUAAUCAUUGGUUACGGUACCACUGGAAACUUCUACCUGGAAUGGGUAGAGCUGAGGGAUUUAGACACCGAAGAACGUAUAGCUGUCAGAGUUGGCAAAUGGAUGGAUGUUACCGGACAACAUACGAAAAAACCUCAAGCCUUCCGAGAGAUUAGCGUUUUCCGUUCGGGAGAUCAACCAUUAGAACUACAAAACUACGAAGGAAAGGUGUUCGGUGGUGACAUGCGACUACUCAAAGACAACUCGCUACAGGCUCAGCUUAUCGGUGACUUCAGCGACAGUGGCGUUUUCCCACUGAUCUACAACGCUAAUAAAAAGGUAUAAAA